AUGAACUCACACUCACAACAUAUUGGUAAUUUCAAAGCAAUUACUAAAUAUUCUAACCACGCUGAAGCUUUGAAUUUAUUAAAAAAAUUAGCUACACAGGUUGAUACAUUGGAAGAAUUUUGGCCGGCGGAAAAAAAUUUACUUGGGAUGAAUUUAAAUCAUGGGGAAUCAAUACAUAUUCGUUUACGUCCACAUUAUGAUGAUAGAAACUUUCUAGAUUUUAAUGAUCUUAUUGGAACUAUGUUACAUGAAUUAACACAUAAUCAAUGUGGACCACAUGACGCAGCAUUUUAUAAAUUAUUGGAUGAAUUAAAUGAUGAAUAUGAUGAACUUUUAUCUCAAGGUUUUAUUGAAAAUGAAUACUUUUCAGGUCUUGGUUAUAAGGUUGGAUCAGGGAUUUAUAAUAAUAUCACACCAGAAAUGGCUAAACAGAGAGCAUUAGAAGCAGCAGAAAAAAGAAGGAAAAUAGAAGGAAUUAUGACAAAUGGUGGAGUUAAACUUGGUGGUUUUGAUUGGGAAAAUUAUGGAAUAUCAAUGAGAGAAUUAACUUCUAUGGCAGCCGAAAGAAGAAGAAGAGAUAUGAUUUGGUGUGGAAAAAAUAAAUUACCCCCAAUCAAAUGGAAUUGUCCUUAUUGUACAUUUCUUAAUCAACCAUUGGCUUUACAAUUAAACAUUGAGGAUAUUACAAAUUCACAUUCACAUUGGUAUUGUCCUGAAUGUGGAUAUCCGAAUGAAGCUGUUAAUGUUAUGUCUCAUUUAUAUAAAGAUCAACCAAAUAAGAAUGUGGUAUUAGGAGAACAGUCCAAGUCUAUAGCUACCUCCGUGAAUUCUAAAACCAAAGACGCGUUAAAUGAUGUUCAUGAUAUUCGAGAAAGUAAUCUUAUCGAUACUUUAUUAUGUGAUCCGAAUUUUGGAACUGAUACGGAUUCUUCUACCAUUUCUAUACAAAAUAUUGAAAAAAUUCCUUCCAAAAAUACAAUUCCGCUGAAAGAACAAAGUGAAACUCCUUCAAGAGCCGGAUCAAGUUCAACUAAUAUGAAAAAUAAAUGUCGACAACCAUUAAAUUCAUCAAAGAAAGUUUAUUCUUUUACCGAAUUACUUAUUUAUCGGUUUUCACCAAUUGCCAAGGAUAUUAAAUGUUACUUUAAUUCUGAUGCUGUAGAAUAUAAUUUAUUAUUGGUAGAGAAUUCUAAAGAUGAUAAUUCUUCAAAUCGACAACCUGGAAUAAGUCGAUCAGAAAGAAAAGUUUAUAUUGUACCAGCUUUAAGAAAGCAUAAUGAACAAUCAUUAUCAUAUUUACCUCUUAUUAAUGAACUUAUAGAAGCACAAAAUAGAUGGAUUGCUUUAAUAAUGGGAAGAAGUUUGAGGAAAAAAGUUAAAAAUCAAUUAAUCGAUUGUAAAGAUUUCAAGAAUAUCUUUACUAUUCAUUUUAAUAGUAAAGAGAAUCAUGAUGAUAAAUGUGUUUCUAAAUUUAUAGUAGAAAGUAUUCUUCAGGGUAAAGACUGUGCUUCUUAA
Diversispora eburnea is the source of this 1515-nucleotide messenger RNA. The record is from the annotation of a GenBank genome assembly. NCBI's taxonomy places the organism in Eukaryota, Fungi, Glomeromycota, Glomeromycetes, Diversisporales, Diversisporaceae.